AUGCAGUCCUCCCGCUUCCAAUCCAUCACCUCCCGCUUUUCCCCGAGCACACUGCGCACCACCUUCCGCCGCUCAUCAUCCGCUUCUUCCCGUGCCAGCAGCGACCGGGGCUCUUACACCACCACCGCUUCGUCUCCUGUAAGCACUAUCAACAGCAUCGUCUUUAGCCAGCCCUCGAUGCUUGACCUCGAAGAAGAGCGCAAGAGCUUUGGAAGUGAGCUCAGUAUACUCGAGCCGCGUCCUGUCGUCUACUUCGGCAGUGUUGAGGAGCGCAUCGGAUCACUACACAAGCGGCGUAUCUUGGAGUUGCGGUUUGAAUUCGGAGCCGGUCGAUUGGAGCCGGGAAUGUUGGUUAACGGCCUGACAGGCGCAUUGAGAGAGAACGCAGCAAGAGCCCUUGGCCCUAACAGUUCAACCGAAAACGUCACGAAGCGUCAAACUGCAGCAGGCUUCGAUUGUUUCCCUGAGUUAACUCCCUAA
Colletotrichum navitas is the source of this 480-nucleotide messenger RNA. RefSeq lists its product as uncharacterized. Lineage: Eukaryota; Fungi; Ascomycota; Sordariomycetes; Glomerellales; Glomerellaceae. Bases 1 to 480 code for a protein of 159 amino acids. The record is from RefSeq and is a predicted model, not a curated record. The transcript has 4 exons.